Seminavis robusta is the source of this 876-nucleotide messenger RNA. NCBI's taxonomy places the organism in Eukaryota, Bacillariophyta, Bacillariophyceae, Naviculales, Naviculaceae. The record is from the annotation of a GenBank genome assembly.
AUGGCGGGCAAGCGCAAGAACAAGAAGAACGGUCACACUCAUCGGAAGAAAGGGAAGAACCGGUCCAAGGAUGAAAGGGCUGUGUGGGCACGACAGCAACAACAGCAAGCUGCCUUGCAGACUCCCCAUGCAGUCACUCCUCAUGUCAACACUGGUCAUUUCCACAAUGAAGAUAUUGAUGAUGUGCUUCGUCCUCCUGCCGCCUCUCUUCGCUCUGCUGCUCGCAAGCCAACCACGGAGCAACCGGAUGAUGAACGACUGAAUGAACUCUUGGGUCCCCCUUCGGAUGAUGAGCAUGAGCCUCCUUCUGACGAUGAUGAUGCUGCAGUAGCAGACCUUCGUCUCACUCCUGAAGAGAUGGAAUCUUUCCUGAGUCAGCAAUCCUUUCUUCACCAUGACCGUUCAGAGCGCAUUGCAACUUACCACCUCUAUUGCCGGGUGCACAACUUCCCUUCGGAUUGGACUGGAAAGGGGAGUACUGGAUUGGCAAUCAAGGACGCUCUUGGGAUGAAGACGCGGAAGCCAAUCAAGAAUAUCUUCGGAGACAUCAACUACUGUGCCAAGAACGACCUUGAGUAUGUUGGUCAGCGAUUCUAUUCACGGUUCAAGCCCGUCAAGAUUCCUGAUGGCUCCAAAGCUGCUGAGACUAUCGCUACUUUGAUUGAGUCACGAGGAGACAGUCUCCGAAUUGCAACCGACACACUCAAUGAAUGUCGAAUUGAUGAUGGUGUGGAGCCGUACUCUGAUUCCGCUGUCCUUGCUACUUCGACUCGGCGCGGAGAAGGAGACGGAGCUUCACGACCUGUUCGAGCUUCCACCUUCCGUCCUGGAGGUGCCCGAGACUCUUUUGGACGAAGAGGAGCUCAAGUUAUAUGA